UAUUUGUAUAAAAUCAACAUGAACACCGUUUACAACUGCGUAAUAUAAUGUAUUUCUGUUAAAGUUUCUGUGAAAUUAAACAUCAUAUUAAAUGAGAAAAAAAUUUAGUGUGGGACUUAUAAGUUCUCAGCUGAAAAGGAAAUUCAAUUCAGAGAUGGAAGAAGUAUUUCAAUGAACGAUCAUGAAAACGUGUUUUUGUUUACAAUAACAUGAUGACGUUCUUAAGAACUUCCGCAAUAAUAUAAUCCAGCUGUAAAACUGGUGAAAUGUCACUUGUCGGUGUGUCGGUAUCUUCAGUGUCCUGAUGUAGUUUUAACAGCAUCAAUAGUGUAAUACUUAGUUUAUAGUAAGAAUAUAGUCACUUAAAUAUCAGGCCUAGCAUGAAUUUAAUUAUUCAAACAUAAGAUGACAUAAAAGAGACGCAUCCCUCAGUAUUUCUCCUCAGCAAAAUUCAAUUCGACCAUUAGUUUUCACACUUUCGUGUGAAAAAAAAAAGCAUCAACACACUGUAAAUUAAAGAUUUAUUGUGCACUUUAAUUAGAUUGACUGAAUAAAAUGUGAGUUUUCACAAGUGUGCUGAAAUCAUUGAUCUUGCGCUGCUCUGACUGGCGGCUUUUGUGAUUUUAUAAAGGAAAAGCGCGGUGCUCGCUUUCUGUGUAAUUCAUUCACAAGAAAAGUUAUUGUUUUUUUUCAUGAGAUUUUCUGAGUACUUCAUACUUCACUUUGACAAAAUGUAUUUUUAAACCAAGUGAUUUUAUAAUGUUUAAUAUUUAUUCAAAAGCAAAACUGAGUGAAAAACUAUUACAGUAAAUGGCUAAUAUGAGCCAAUAAAUGCUACUCUGCCACCAUCUGAUGGUUAUAAUUAAUGUCUUUUUUAUUUUUAAAUAAGUGUUUUCUAUCAAAUGUUCGAUUUUUAACAUCUUGAAAUGUUCAGUUUUACAAAUGGGGACAAUCUCAGAAGGAUGAACAAAUAAUGUUUGUGGUCAUCACAUUAAAAAAUAACAUUUGAAGUGCUGGAAAAAUGUUGCGUGUGCGUGUCUAAUUACAGACACCGCGUUUCUUAUUCAAACAUUCCCAUUAGCUUCAUCUUUAUUGUAAUCAAUAAAACUGAUUUAUUGGCAAAUUAGGCAAGUGUAAUAACUGCAUUAAAAUAUAAAUACAACAUUAAAAAAUCAACCAUUGAUGGUUUUGUGUCGAUGUACAGCGAGUACAGAAUGACAGCUAACAGUUCACCGGAAAUGACUAAGCUGGCUUAAUGAAAACCAGGAAGUAACCGUGCAUAUGGUCAGUUACACUAAGAAAGCACAUGUGGUCUGUUUUGAUUUCAUGUUGAUUUGAAUUUUUUUUAAUGAUCCAAAGAUUGUGCUUUUUGUGCACUUUAAAGUGGCAUUCUCUCUUUCGAUAUGUUCUUGAAAGACUCUGAGGGCUCUGAAUGCACCAUAGCAGCAGUUCUGGAGGAAGAGGAGGAGCGAGUGUUUCGGUGGCGCCACGCCCUGCUGCAGGGCAUGGAGUACCACAGUUCAGGGACGCUGCCGCUCCUGGGCAGCCCGCGAUACUGUCCCGGCACUAACAGUGCCAGUGGCUAUCUGUGCCAGACCGGCCACUGCUGCCAGGAGACGGGCUGCUGUACCUACUACUAUGAGCUGUGGUGGUUUUGGCUGCUGUGGAGUGUGCUCAUCCUGUUCAGCUGUUGCUGUGCGUAUCGUCACCGUCAGGCGAAGCAGCGCGUCCAGCAGCAGCAGAGGCAGAGAGAGAUCAACCUCAUGGCCUAUCACGGAGCGUGCAGUUACCCUUCCUCCAUGUUUGACCUCAGUUUCCUCGCCUCACUUAAACUGCCAUCCUAUGAGGAAGUAGCAGCCCAACCCAGCACCCCGCCCCCUCCCUACAGCUCUGUCGCCUACCCACGAGGCUCCGCCCACCCCGGCCCGAGUCACAUGCUGUCAUCACAGAGCUCUGACAACUACACCAGCUGCUCCUGUGACUCCUGCUGUCCGUCAUCGCCCUGUAGCUCCUCCCCCUCUUCUGCCCAGCUCACGGAUGAGACAGAUACGAGCCACGCCUCCACGCCCUCCUUCAGCGAGCCUGGCCACACCCACUCUGCAGUUAUGCACAACGAGAGCGUUCCGCUCAACGAAGGUGGCCAAUCACCAAUGCUCGAGAUCGUGGAGGUGGAGCUUCCGUGCUCCGCCCCCUUGGAUUGCAAUGCGAACAACAAACCGGCAAAGAACAUCAGCACUAGUAGCACAGAUAAUGUUACUGACAUAUUAGAUGCAUCCCAAACUGUUAGUACUAACAAUAUCUGUGAUGCAAACAGCCCGACGUCGAAAAAUAUCACCAGCGUUUGUCAUCCCUCGUCCUCUUCGUCUCUGCACCUCUUCUCAAUCUCUGACCCACUUGGUGCUUGUUCUGAGCCGCAGAGGGAGGAGCCUGUAGCUCCGCCCCCUCAGUCUCCGCCCAGGUCAGCUCUCUUUUCUCCCGGCGUUGAACCCGAGCGCCGUGACUCCGCCGUGAGCGACCUGGAUGUGGACCAAACGCACUUCCAGCAGCGACGGCUGACUGGCGACUCUGGCAUCGAGGUAUGCCGCUGCCGGAUGGAACGCGAAGAAGAGGAUGAAGAGGAAGAAGAAGAUGGAGGACACUUACCGGCAGAGUCAGCAAUUGAGACGGGUGAUGCUCUUCACGAUAGUCCAGACUGUUCCGCCAGAGCCAGACAGCUGCCACCCAAUGGGGGCGGGAAAGAGGCGUGGCCUGUCUCCUCGGUGCCUCCGCCCACUGAAGCGGUUGUCAUUGCCAUCGAAACUGACUGACCUAGUGCAUAAAUGAGUGUGAGAACAACUGUACAGACUGACGUUAGAAGAUACACAUUAAAUCUUUGGUCUUAGGGUCGAACACUACCAUAAAUUUUAGAAUAACUAAGAUAGCAACAAAUCAACAAAUCAUGUGACACUGAAGACUGGCGUAAUGAUGCUGAAAAUUCAGCUUUGAUCACAGGAAUAAAUUACACUUUGCUAUAUAUUCACAUAGAAAACAGCUAUUUUAAUUUACAAUACUAUUUCACAAUUUUACUGUAUUUUUCAUCAAACAAAUGCAGCCUUCACUCUAAAAAACACUGGGAUAAAAACAACCCAUUUUGUUACAACCCAAUUCGCCCCCGUAUGUUGCUUUGCAUAAAAUUAAACAAAUUUUUAGAUAAAAUGAAACAUACACAAACCUGUAAUUUACUGAAGACAUGCACCAAUUUGAUGGAGCUGCACUGCUCUCUCCUGAAGAGGGCGUAUAAAACCUCGUAAUAGAUAACUCAUCCCCUGGGUUGUUACGUCUGACCCAGGAUCAGGGUAACACAAAAACAACCCAAACACUGGGUUAUUACGUCUGACCCAGGAUCUGUGUAAUACAAAAACAACCCAAACACUGGGUUGUUACGUCUGACCCAGGAUCUGUGUAAUACAAAAACUACCCAAACACUGGGUUGUUACGUCUGACCCAGGAUCUGUGUAAUACAAAAACUACCCAAACACUGGAAAAAUAACCCAAAAGGCUCAACCCAGGACUUGGGUGGAAUGAAUAACCCAAGAUUUUUUAGAGUGUUGGUGAGCAGAAGAAACAUUUCAAAAACAUUUAAAAAUCUUAAUUAUUCCACACUUUUGACCGGUAGUGUACAUCUGUGUCUGUCUCUGUUCUUUUAGUCUCUGUUAACUGUUCAGGCACUGAUUCACUAGAACCAGACCAAAGUUGGCCCCUGAUGACCUCUGAUUGGGCCCAUCAUGCAAUUGAGGAAAACAUGCCAUUGAAGCAUAAUUUAACUUUUUGUUUGAACAUUUUCUGCUUUAUUUUUGCAUUGAAAUGCAUUCGUUUUUUUUUUUUUUAAUGAGAUUUUUAAUAUAACCUCUAAUGCAACACUUACUUUUGUUUGAGUUUUAGCCAUUCAUAGUAAAAAAAAACAAAAAUCCAGAUGCACUAGGUGACCUGAAGAUACACACUAAAGAGUGGACAGUGUUCUGACUGGACGAACGGAACGGACCCUUAAAUGUUCCUCUUCUUUCCUACUUUCUCUCUGACAGUCCGACUGCUGCUUCUGCUCAUUAGUUUUAAAAAGAACACCAUCAGUUGUGAUAAAACAACGCACACAAACGCCCUUCCCACGGAAUUCUGGGUAAUGCAGAACACGUGUGCUCUCUCGAAUUAAGACGUCAUUACCUGAAGGAACCGCUUCUCCAGAACACCAGCUUGGCCAAAACAGAUGCUGCAUCGCAACCACUAACAAAGAAUCAAGACGACACCUCAGGACAUGACUUUUGCUUCAGUUCUCGAUUUAUUGUUAUUUUUUAUCAACAUUUGUUUACGUCUUUAUGUCAGACAUUGAAACGGCAUUGUUCAUUUACAACAUGCAGGCAGCUGAAUCUCACGAAAAUCACAUUUCAUGACAAAAUCAAAUGGUAGAAAUAAGAAAUUAUAUUUUGCAUUAAGAAAAUGCCCCGUUUUUAGGACUUUAACCAUUUUUUUGCAUUAUGUUAAUGACAAUUAAGCACAUUUAACCGUUACUGUAAUGUGAAGAAAUAAUGUCAUUGUAUUAUUAAUGAGAAUCAGAAUAGAUAACGAAAAUUAUAGAAAACAAUAAUAAUUACAAUAAUGACCAUUUGAGAGGAAAAUUGAUUCAAAUAUUAAAAAGUGAUUAAAUAUCAUGAAAAUAAAAUAAUAAAAUGUUAAUAUAUAUACACACACACACACAUUUCAGAUAUAUACACACAUAUAUAAUAACAUUUUUAAACGUAUAUAUAUAUAUAUAUAUAUAUACAUUUUUACAAAUUCAAAUUUAAAACAUUGCAUUACAAUAUAUAUAUAUAUAUAUAAACAAUGAUCAAUAAAAUAACAUUACAUGUUCUUUAUUUCACGUUUCACUUGUACAUGUUUUCGUGAGAUUCAUUCAGCCUGUAGACCGACAGCAUACCGCUGUUGAAUCAAUCAUACAUGGAUAUAUAUGGAAUUAGAUCUAAUUAUACAUAAGAAUUAAUCUAGUAGCUUCAGAUGAAUAUAUAAGCUCUCUCUCGAUAUGAAAUGAUCUCUAUUUUCUAAGCAUGCUGUUCGUGGGGUUUGGUGUGCUGCUGUUUAAUGUUGUCAGAGGGGUUCUGUGUUCCAUCUUAGAAUAUUGACAGUGUUACCAGCAUCACUGUUGCGUUACCAUGGCGUUACUAUGACGACCCACUCUAGUGUGAGCAAUAGAGUGUGUUUGACGUUGAUGUGCGGCGCUGUGAACGGUGUAAUUCAAACAUUUAAAGACUAAACGCUUUACUGAAACCACACAAUGAGCAGCCUGUCUUUGUAAUCUCUGUUUGCCCAGUGAAUGUGUGUGUGUGUGAGAGACUGAUUGUAAAUGGUGUUUUAUGAAUCACUGGUGCUUUAAAGAGAACUGAUGAAUUGUGAUUGAUUAAAUUAAAUGGGAUUCAUCA
Molecule: messenger RNA, 5447 nt
Organism: Ctenopharyngodon idella (grass carp)
Lineage: Eukaryota; Metazoa; Chordata; Actinopteri; Cypriniformes; Xenocyprididae
Exons: 3
Coding region: 1404-2807 (467 amino acids)
Source: RefSeq, a predicted model, not a curated record